AUGGUUACCAACGGGAUAGAUGUUAACUUGAAGGCGUCUGAUACCAUGUUGAAGAUGGAGCAUUCAUCCAUUUGCAGAAAGAUCAAGCAACAGAAAGAAAAGAGAAGAAGGAUGCCAUUGUUAUUGAAAAGGAAAGAUGAAGAAGAAAAAAUAUUGGUUGACAUUGGUCUGAAUGGAGACUUAGUAGAAGGGUUGCUCCAUCCAUUGCUUGAGGGUUGCCAUGAUUGCUUUUGGGAGGCCAACGAGAGAGUCUCUCCCUCCGCCUACGAGAGUAGGGGAGGAUUGACGGAUAAUAGACUUUUGUUGCCCGAUUCUCUUGUCUUUACUAAUGAGAGUGAGGAGGAUGAGAUUCUUGGAGGUGAUCCCAAGCCCGAUCCAAGAUCGGAACACUCUUUGUAUUUUGUUCCACUUCUCUUCAAUCAAACCAAAGGAAAUCAAAACCUCUGCCAUAAAAUAGCCGUCACAAGAAAAAGCGAGAUAAUUUACAUUAUGAAUCAAGCAACUUCAAUCCGUCAUCAUUUUGAUGAAAAAUUGAUGAAUGAUGUUCGUGAUCAAAAAUUAAAGAAAUUAUUAGGGCAAAAGAAAUUACACCUAGUGCUAGACUUGGACAAAACUCUUUUACAUUCAAAACAAAUCAAAACCCUAACCACUCGCGACAAACUACGAAUAGAAGUUUACCGUCAAAUGAAUAAGAAUGGCGAUUUGUACGAGGUUGGUAUGAAGUCUCAAGGUGAAAAAUUCAUGACAAAAUUAAGGCCAAAUGUGCAAAAUUUCCUCAAUGAAGCAAGCAAAUUAUUUGAUUUCUCAGUUUUUACACUUGGAACACGUGCUUAUGCAAGACGAAUGAUGAAAUUACUUGACCCUGAUGGUUUGUACUUUGCUCAUUCACAAGUGAUCACAAGAGAAGAUCUCGUUACGCCACAAUCUAAGAAAAUUCCAUUUCAAAAAGACCUUAAUUUUAUAUUGUCACAUGAAAAGGUUGUUUUAAUUGUAGAUGAUGACAAAAAAGUAUGGAAGAAUAAUGCUGAAAAUUUGAUUGAUAUAAGUCCAUAUGAGUACUUUCAGGAUAAUACAACUCAAUCUGUCUCUUCGAAUAGAGAACGAGUUCGAUUGGUUGUAAGUGAAGAGAGUGUUAAGUAUGGUGAAUUAACAAGGGUUUUGAGAGAGUUGAGAAAGAUUCAUAAGGAAUUUUAUGAUAUUAAAGAGGACAAUCAAGAUCAAUUCGAAAAUCGAGAUGUUAGAGUUGUAAUUAAGGAGAUAAAAAGAAAGUUUAGAUUGUUGGGGAACUAA
This is a messenger RNA of Amaranthus tricolor (Joseph's coat), 1290 nucleotides long. Its product is annotated as RNA polymerase II C-terminal domain phosphatase-like 5. Gene Ontology annotation, molecular function: RNA polymerase II CTD heptapeptide repeat phosphatase activity. Lineage: Eukaryota; Viridiplantae; Streptophyta; Magnoliopsida; Caryophyllales; Amaranthaceae. Bases 1 to 1290 code for a protein of 429 amino acids. The record is from RefSeq and is a predicted model, not a curated record. The transcript has 5 exons. Gene Ontology annotation, cellular component: nucleus.